AUGCUAUGGUUCAAGGUCUUGGGACCACCUAUAUUUCUGACUGCUGCUUUAAUAUUUUACAAUGAAUAUUUUAUAUUCUACAACGCUUUUUCUAACUGUGGAUGGCCUUGCAAACAUGGAAAAUGUACCGAAUCUAGUCUGAAGGCUUUUAUGAUAUCUGACACUCAUUUACUGGGCAGAAUAAACGGUCAUUGGUUAGAUAAGUUGAAGAGGGAAUGGCAAAUGUAUCAAUCAUUUUGGAUCUCAUCGUGGGUUCACAAUCCCGAUGUUGUCUUCUUUUUGGGAGAUUUGAUGGACGAAGGAAAAUGGGCGGGCAGCCCUCUGUUCAGUACUUAUGCUGAUAGAUUUCGCCAGUUGUUCGGAGAUGGUAAAACAGUAAUAACUUUGGCUGGAAAUCACGACAUAGGAUUUCAUUAUGCAGUAAUGCCAGAUACACUAGACCUGUUUCGAAAAGAGUUUCGACGCGGCCUCAUUGAUGAUAUUGAGAUCAAAGGUCACCGAUUCAUUCUGAUAAAUUCAAUGGCACUACAUGGAGAUGGAUGUAGAUUAUGCCACGAGGCAGAAGUAGAACUCGAGAAAAUAAAAAGAAAGAAGUCUAAUCGUCCCAUAGUUUUACAACACUUUCCAUUGUAUAGAAAAAGCGAUGCUGAUUGUGAAAAAGUUGACGACCUUCAUGAAAUUGAUCUGAAUGAACAGUACCGUGAGCAGUGGGAUACCCUGUCUAAAGAUUCUUCAGCGAAGUUAAUCAAAACUCUCAAUCCACUAGCUGUAUUUGGAGGACACACUCAUAAAAUGUGCAAGAGAAAAUGGCCCAAACCAGAUAACUCGGGAUACUUUUUCGAGUACACUGUCAACUCAUUUUCUUGGCGGAACGGAGACAUUCCCUCGUUAUUAUUAGCUGUGAUUGACGGUGAUGAUGUACUUGUGAACAGCUGCCGGUUACCGUCUGAACUGACACAAAUCUCAGUUUACGUAGUCGGAGGAGUGGCUAUUCUGAUUCUUACAAUUGUUCUUGCCGUGAAACGACGCGUCAUAUUUAAGCGUCGAUGCUCAUAUUCUCUUUUAAUGUACAGAUCUCAGGAAAAAUGUGAUUGA
Caenorhabditis remanei is the source of this 1095-nucleotide messenger RNA. RefSeq lists its product as uncharacterized. The coding region runs from base 1 to 1095 and encodes 364 amino acids. Gene Ontology annotation, molecular function: hydrolase activity. The record is from RefSeq and is a predicted model, not a curated record. The transcript has 5 exons. Lineage: Eukaryota; Metazoa; Nematoda; Chromadorea; Rhabditida; Rhabditidae. Gene Ontology annotation, biological process: GPI anchor biosynthetic process.